Messenger RNA from Juglans regia (Persian walnut), 1300 nucleotides. RefSeq names its product glucan endo-1,3-beta-glucosidase 14. The record is from RefSeq and is a predicted model, not a curated record. Gene Ontology annotation, biological process: carbohydrate metabolic process. Lineage: Eukaryota; Viridiplantae; Streptophyta; Magnoliopsida; Fagales; Juglandaceae. Gene Ontology annotation, molecular function: hydrolase activity, hydrolyzing O-glycosyl compounds. Gene Ontology annotation, cellular component: plasma membrane. The coding region runs from base 37 to 1170 and encodes 377 amino acids. The transcript has 2 exons.
UCUCUCUCUGAUCUCUCAAGCACACACGCUCACAUAAUGGCAGAUUUUAGUAGUAGAAUGGCCGUGAGCCAUUUUUUUAUCAUAUUUUCUCUGAUCUACUUCUCAGGCUUUGGAUUUCUUCGAGGGAUCACAGCACUUGGAAUCAACUAUGGUCAAGUGGGAGAUAAUUUGUUAUCACCCCAAAAAGUCCUCCAUCUUUUAAGCUCCCUUAGGCUAACAAAAGCAAGAAUCUACGACACCAAUCCUCAAAUAUUGACGUCAUUCGCCAACUCCAACAUAGAACUCAUUGUCACAGUCGAAAACGAAAUGCUAGCUCAGUUGAUCUACCCACAGCAAGCCCUUCAGUGGGUAAGCACCCAUAUCAAGCCUUACUUUCCUGCUACAAGAAUCACCGGAAUAGCAGUCGGAAACGAAAUAUUCACGGGCGACGACACAACUCUAAUGGCGUAUCUUGUUCCAGCCAUGGUCAGUAUUCAUGGUGCUCUAGUUCAAUUAGGUCUAGACUCACACAUUCAAGUCUCGACACCCAGUUCUCUUGCUGUUCUUGCCGAGUCAUAUCCACCUUCGGCCGGAAGUUUCAAAAGCGAAGUCUACGCCACCAUGUCUCAAGUACUAAAGUUCUUGGCAAGCACCAAAUCACCCUUUUGGAUCAAUGCCUAUCCAUAUUUUGCAUAUAAGGAUGACCCAGAAAGGAUUUCUCUGGACUACGUUCUUUUCAAUCCUAAUUCAGGAAUGGUCGAUCCUUAUACCAAGCUGCACUAUGACAACAUGCUCUAUGCUCAGGUAGAUGCAGUCAUUUUUGCUAUUGCUAGGAUGGGUUAUGACGGAAUAGAGGUUAGAGUCUCUGAAACUGGUUGGCCAUCGAAAGGGGACCUCAAUGAAGUUGGCGCCACGAUAGAGAAUGCUGCUGUUUACAACAGGAACUUGCUGAGAAGGCAACUGCAGAAGGAAGGGACACCUUUGAGGCCUAACAUCAGGGUUGAAGUUUAUCUUUUUGCUUUGUUCAAUGAGGAUUUGAAGCCAGGACCAACUUCAGAAAGGAAUUAUGGUCUGUAUCAACCAGAUGGAACCAUGUGUUACAAUGUAGGACUCUCUACCUUAUCAAGCACUUCCUCAACUUCAACAACUUCCAUUUCUCUUACUUCCUCUGCCACAAAGGUAAAGCCAUGAUGUAAUAUUUCUUCUCGACCAGUCAAAUAUAUUUAAUUUUAUUGGCUUAAAAAAGGAAAUUGUGUAUAUAUAUAUAGCAAUAGAAAAAGAAGUGUAUAUCAUCAAUGUAAUGAUCAUCAUAUAUGACCAU